AUGCAGAAGAUGGUGUGGGAGAAGGCCGAGGGGUCCUCAGAGGAGGGUGCAAACUCUGAUGAAGCAUCAUCGCCACACAUCAUUCAAAGUGUUUGGCACAAAUCAAUGAAUGAAGCCAUCCCAUUCCAAGCCAAAUAUCCUAUUGUGAUCAAUGUCCUCAGAGUUUUUAUUCAGGGAGCAAAUUUGAUUGAUAGUCCUUUCAGGGAUAAAGGCAUGACUCAGGCUGUUAAAGGACGUGCCUGGGAUUUUUCAAAGUUUGUCAUGAUAGCAAGAACAAGAAAGGCAAAGUGGUACCAGCAGGAAAUGGACAAAAUUAGAGACAUAACCAAGCGGCUCACAGAGGCACACAGUUUGGUGACUUAUAUCAGUGCAACUCAUUCACAUGUAAGCAUUGCAGAGAGCUACAAUUCACUCUGUGAUGAACCAAUGUACCAGCUCUUGGAAAAGACCAGUGAAGACAACUACGAUACUGAUGUGGAGCUUGAAGGGAAACCCAGCGAGACUGUAACUGAGGAGGAGGUCUAUCGUAAGGCAUGUGAGGACGUUGGAGUCAGCCCAAUAUCUUACUACAUUCGGCACCGCCAUGAUGCUCAUCUUAACCUCAACUACCGCUGCAUGUCACCCAAAGCAGUGAAGGCCCUGUCAAUUGCACUCGUGAGUAAUACAUCAGUGACUACAUUGGAGCUAGAACAUGAUGGAAUUGAUGCAGAAGGCAUGCAAUACCUAAUGGAAAUGUUAGUUGAAAAUUGUUACAUCCAGACUCUGAAUUUGUCCAACAAUGAACUACGAACAUGGGGAGUGGAAGUGUUGUGUAAAAUGCUUCCACUGAACAUCUCCCUUAAAUGCAUCAAACUCUCAGGAAACAAACUGAAAAGCAACGAUGCUGCAUAUUUUGCUGAAACUUUAUCUUCUAAUUUCAGAAUUUCAGAGCUGGAUCUCAGUUACAAUGAGUUUGGAGACAAAGGAGCAGAGUUCCUGGGACAAAUGCUAGCAACCAAUGACAGUUUGGAAAUAUUGAACCUGCGAUGGAACCAGAUCCAAAUGGAGGGUGCAGUGGCUUUGAGUGCAGGAUUACGGAUAAAUAUCACCCUGAAGGUCCUCGAUGUUUCCUAUAACGGCUUUGGAAACGAAGGAGUGCUUGCCAUGGGAGAGACUUUGAAAUUCAAUAACACCCUGCUCGAACUCAGACUUGACACCAACCACAUCAACAACGAGGGGGUCAUCAUGUUGUGUAAAGGGCUGGACAUCAAUGACAAUGUUAAGAUCUUGUGUCUGUCCGACAAUCCUAUAACAGUGGAUGGUGCCUUUCGUCUUUUAGAGGUUGUGCGGAAGAAUGAAAAAUCAAACUUGGAAAAGAUCAGCAUCAAAAAUGUACUGGUAAAUGAAAACUUCAUGGAGUUACUGAAGAGCAUUACUCAUGAUCAUCCACAGUUUCAGAUUGAAACUAAAGGACUUGGAGGAUCCAUUGUUGGGAACCGACCACGUCGACUUGAUCCAAUGAAAAUGAUACAGGAUUACCUUGACAAGUGCAAACUCCGGCUCUCUGAUUUCUUCCGAAACAUGGACAAAGAUGGAAAUAUGAGUGUGUCUGUCUCUGACUUCAGGAAAGCUUUACAGCAAUUCAACAUCCCAUUGGAUCUCGUUCAGAUUGAGGAGCUACUCGGCAAACUUGACAGGGACAACACUGGAGCAAUUGACUACAGGAAUCUCGUCGACACCAGAAAUCAGAUGAUCAGGGAUCAACGGGAGCAAGUCCACAAGGAGGAAAGCCGCCAAAGGAAAGAGAAACAAAAGGCCCAGCGAGUGCUGAAAACACUUAAGAGUGCAAUGAAGGCCAUCACUCCACGAAGUUCAAUUGUUAUCUUGCCCAGUCAGGUCAAGCUGCCAGACAUUCAACCACUCAAAACCUUCAGUUCCCAGCACUUAGCUGGCACAUUGUUGAGCUCGUGGAAUCACAUGGGGAUGUCAAUCAGCAUUACCGCCUACCAAUUAUCUCCCAGUAGUCACUUCCCAUCUGUUGCUUCUCCUCAGUCACCUCCUGCUAACCACUUCCUAUAUGACAAUGGCAGAUCAAGAAACAUAAAAAAAAACAAAUUUCUUCCUCUAUCCUCUUUUGAAGACAUGGUCUCUUUGCUGUGGCAUGGUUCCACGGAUGUCAGGCGCCAAACGUUCUUCAGAAAGUGA
This is a messenger RNA of Carcharodon carcharias (great white shark), 2184 nucleotides long. RefSeq names its product leucine-rich repeat-containing protein 74A. NCBI's taxonomy places the organism in Eukaryota, Metazoa, Chordata, Chondrichthyes, Lamniformes, Lamnidae. The record is from RefSeq and is a predicted model, not a curated record. The transcript has 17 exons. Gene Ontology annotation, molecular function: calcium ion binding; protein binding. Bases 1 to 2184 code for a protein of 727 amino acids.